AUGUCUCCUCACAACUAUAUUAAAUUACAAGUAUAUAAAGUACUUCAACUUUUACGAAGAAGCAAAUAUGAACCUGCUAAACGGGCCGAUUCUUUUGGACCAAGUUGGGAAUGGCUUGAAAUGAUCCACAUAAACACUUCACUUUAUAACAAGUUAGGAUUAGCUAUUCCCAUUAAGAAAGCUUGGCAAUUACUAUAUAAUUUUGAAAUAAUUCUUGAUAUCGCUAAAGAACUUCUUCAUAAUAGUUCGAAAGCAACUCAAACCUUAUAUACAGCCAAUAAAUAA
Molecule: messenger RNA, 285 nt
Organism: Diversispora eburnea
Lineage: Eukaryota; Fungi; Glomeromycota; Glomeromycetes; Diversisporales; Diversisporaceae
Source: the annotation of a GenBank genome assembly